Messenger RNA from Yarrowia lipolytica CLIB122, 1698 nucleotides. RefSeq lists its product as uncharacterized. Lineage: Eukaryota; Fungi; Ascomycota; Dipodascomycetes; Dipodascales. Gene Ontology annotation, biological process: 'de novo' IMP biosynthetic process. Gene Ontology annotation, molecular function: ATP binding; metal ion binding; phosphoribosylaminoimidazole carboxylase activity. The record is from RefSeq and is a predicted model, not a curated record.
AUGGACUCGAAAACAAUUGGUAUUCUUGGAGGAGGUCAGCUGGGCCGAAUGGUCGUGGAGGCUGCCCAUCGACUCAACGUCAAGACUGUCAUUCUAGACGCCCCCAACUCUCCCGCCAAACAGAUUCAUGCUGGAGAGCAUGUCGAUGGCUCCUUCAAGGACCCUGCCGACAUUGCUAAGCUUGCCUCCAAGUGCGACGUCAUAACCGUUGAAAUUGAGCAUGUGAACGCCGACACUCUGGCCGAUCUCCAGAAGACUGGUGUCGAGGUUCACCCUUCUCCUGAGACCAUCCGAAUUAUCCAGGACAAGUACCGACAGAAGGAGCACCUGAUCUCCCACGGCAUUCCCGUUGCCGAAUCCUACGAGGUCACCGAGUCUACUGAGGCUGCCCUUGUCGUUGCUGCUGAAAAGGUCGGCUAUCCUUGUGUUGUCAAGGCCAAGACUCUUGCUUACGAUGGUAGAGGCAACUUCGUUCUUAAGGGUCCAGAGAAUGUCAAGGAAGCUCUUGAGUUCCUCUCCGACCGACCUUUGUACGUAGAGAAAUGGUGUCCCUUCGUCAAGGAGCUCGCUGUUAUGGUUGUCCGAUCUACCGACGGAACCACUGUUGCUUACCCCACCGUCGAGACUGUUCAGAAAAACAACAUCUGCCAUACUGUCUACGCCCCCGCUCGAGACGUUUCUCCUUCCACCCUGUACGAGGCUCAGCUCGUUGCCGAGAACGCCAUUAAGUCCUUCACUGGCGCUGGUAUCUUUGGUGUCGAGAUGUUCCUGCUCGAAAACGGCACGAUUGUUCUCAAUGAGAUUGCUCCUCGACCCCACAACUCCGGUCAUUACACAACAGAUGCCUGCUCCACCUCGCAGUUUGAGGCCCAUGUCCGAGCCAUUCUUGGUCUGCCUCUUUUCCCCGAGAUGGCCCAGAUGCGAACAGCAGACACUCAUGCCAUUAUGCUGAACAUUCUAGGAGGUGACAAGCCCGACAGCGAGCUUGAGUACUGCAAGCGGUCACUUUCCGUACCUGGGUCCACCAUCCAUCUCUACGGCAAGACCACGAGACCCGAGCGAAAGAUGGGACACAUCAACAUUGUUGCUAGCAGCAUGGACGAAUGCGAGCGACGGCUGGCCAAAAUAUCUGGAGAGGACAUCGAGGAGGCACCAAAGACUGUCGAGGGUGUAGCAGGAACCUCUAAGACCCCCCUCGUGUCUAUCAUUAUGGGCUCGGACUCCGAUCUUAAGGUCAUGUCUGCCGGAGCCGACAUCCUGCGGAAAUUUGACAUUCCCUUCGAACUGACCAUUGUGUCUGCCCACCGAACCGCCCACCGAAUGGCUAAAUUUGCCGCUGAGGUUGCCAGCCGAGGUGUCAAGGCUGUCAUUGCCGGAGCUGGAGGAGCCGCUCACCUUCCCGGAAUGGUUGCCUCGGAAACCACUCUGCCAGUCAUCGGUGUCCCCGUUAAGGGCUCCUCUCUGGACGGAGUUGACUCUCUCUACUCCAUUGUGCAGAUGCCUCGAGGCAUCCCCGUGGCCACCAUGGGUGUCAACAACUCCACCAAUGCUGCUCUGCUGGCCAUCCGAAUUCUGGCUGCUUACGACGCCACCCUACACAUUCGACUGGCCGAGUACAUCAAGAACAUGGAGAAGGAGGUUCUUGCCAAGGCCGACAAGCUCGAGACCAUUGGAUACGAGCAGUACCUCAACCAAUAG